AUGGUAAAUACAAACAAAUGGUUGAAUGAUAAAAUUCCUGCAGAUAAAAGAAAGCAAAUAACAAAUCUUAAAAUCUACAGCUCCAAUGGUCAUAAUCUUUUCGGAAAGACUAGCAUCGAAUAUUAUGGUAUUUUGGAAGGAGAGCUAGAUCUUAAUGAAUUUGUUAGUUUACAGUAUCUUCAUAUUACAGGCAGUGAGAAGCAGCAACAAAAGCUAACUAGUUUGAAAGUUGAUAAAUGUACUAAGUUAACUGAAAUUAUGAUUAAUUACACUACUCUCGGUUACUUAUAUUUAGGAAAUAAACCGGAUUUAGUUUCUGCUAAUUUCAAAAGAAAUAUAAAACUCAAUUUUUGUGACAAUGAAUUAAAAGAUCAAGUAGGAAAAUUAACGACUUUGAUUCUAACUAAAGAUGUUGGUGAUUUAAAAUUGGAGACUAAGAAAAUUAAAGAAAAGAGCUUAGAGUACCAGUUAGAUGUUACUAGAAAUUGCUUGGAUAAGGGAAAUCAGUUGUGGUUAGAAAGCUUACAAGAUGCUCAGGAAGAAGUUUUACGUAGUAACAGCGCUUAUGCCCGUAAACAGUUGGAAAGAUGUAAAGAUGGAGCUAACUGA
Racocetra fulgida is the source of this 609-nucleotide messenger RNA. Lineage: Eukaryota; Fungi; Glomeromycota; Glomeromycetes; Diversisporales; Gigasporaceae. The record is from the annotation of a GenBank genome assembly.